AUCCGUUCUCCCCUAACUUGUAUUAGAUCAGUUACCAAACAAGUGGAGGGAAAUGGUGAGAGCCGAGGUUGCAGCCGCACCCAAGCCAGAUCACUACGAUAGAACAAGUGAAUUGAAGGCUUUUGACGACACAAAAGCCGGUGUCAAAGGGCUAGUGGAUGCUGGGGUUACAGAGAUCCCUCGUAUAUUCCAUUUACCACCGGAGUACAGCUUCAACAAUAACUCAGUUUCUGAUCAUGACAAUCAGUUCACAAUUCCUGUCAUAGACUUCGAAGGCAUUGAAGAAGAUGUAACAAAACGCAAGGAAGUUGUGGAAGCGGUUCGUGAUGCAUCGGAGACAUGGGGUUUCUUUCAGGUGGUGAAUCAUGGGAUCCCUGUGGGUGUUCUGGAGGAGAUGAAGGAAGGGGUGCGGAGGUUCUACGAGCAAGAUACUGAGAUUAAGAAAGAGUACUAUACCCGUGACCUCAUGAAAGCGGUUGCGUACAACUCCAACUUCGAUCUCUAUAGUGCACCGUCUACCAAUUGGAGGGAUACGCUUGCGUGUUCCAUGGCUCCUAAUCGCCCCAAGUCAGAACAACUGCCAGCUCCGUGCAGAGACAUACUGGAAGAGUACUCCAAGCAAGUGAUGGAGUUGGGGAUUUCAUUGUUCGAACUAUUGUCUGAGGCUCUUGGGCUAAAUCCAAAGCACCUAAAUGGCAUUGAUUGCGCUGAGGGGCUCCUUAUCCUUUGCCAUUACUAUCCGGCUUGCCCACAGCCAGAGUUGACAUUGGGCACAACUCAGCACGCUGACGAUUCCUUCCUAACUGUGCUUCUGCAAGACCAUAUUGGUGGCCUCCAAGUUCUUCAUCAGGACAAGUGGAUCGACAUCCCCCCCGUGCCUGGGGCUCUUGUUGUUAACGUUGGAGAUCUUCUACAGCUUAUAACAAAUGACAGGUUUAAGAGCGCUGAACACAGAGUCGUAGCAAGCCGGGCAGGUCCAAGAGUGUCUGUGGCAAGCUUUUUCUGCACAGCUUAUCUGCCUACCGGAAAACUUUAUGAACCCAUCAAGGAGUUAUUAUCAGAAGACAAUCCUCCAAAGUAUAGGGAAACUACAAUAAGUGAUUACUGUGUCUACCUCAAAACAAAGGGCCUUGAUGGGACUUCUGCACUUAAGCAUUUCAGGCUUUGAACUCUUGUAAAGAGAGAUGAAAAAGUACCGUUAGUAUGAAUGUGGGUUUUUUGGGUUGGAUUUCCCAAUUUCCCAAAUUACUUAGUAUGUUUAAUUGCUAUAUUAAUAUCACAAGAAUAAAUGUUAGGGUCCCAAGUCUACUAUAUAAAGGAGUGUUACAAGGGCAGCAACUUUAAUUAUAUGUACUCUAGAAGCUCUUUUAUUAUAUGUAGCCUAUAAACUCAUAUGGCAGUCCAUGCGGCAAUACCGCAUAAAUAAAAAAGAUUCAUACGGACAAA
Messenger RNA from Carya illinoinensis, 1446 nucleotides. Its product is annotated as 1-aminocyclopropane-1-carboxylate oxidase homolog 1-like. NCBI's taxonomy places the organism in Eukaryota, Viridiplantae, Streptophyta, Magnoliopsida, Fagales, Juglandaceae. The coding region runs from base 53 to 1168 and encodes 371 amino acids. The record is from RefSeq and is a predicted model, not a curated record. The transcript has 3 exons.